AUGGGAAGUAUAAAUAAUAAGAAAACAGAAUCAUACGAUGAAAGUAAAUGGACACAAAAUGAAAUAAAUGAUGCUGGUAAUUUAAAAAAUUAUGAUUUAUUACCUACUUAUAAUUUAGAAGAAAUGUUAAUAUCAAAUAGAACAACGGAAAAUGAAAAUGAAAAUGAGAAUGAAGAAAUGACAGGAGAAUUUUUUUCCUCUUCAGAGUUUUCUAUAAAAAUGUGUGACAAAAAUGCAAAAUAUAUGGAAAAUGAUAAUGAUAAUUUACUUAAUAAAAGUAUAAAAAAAUAUAAUACAAAAGAUGAAAUAAAUGAAUAUGAAAGUCAGGGAAAUUUUCAAAAUGAAAAGGAGGAUAAUAUUUACUAUAAAGAAGAUGAAGAUAAUAAUGAUAAUAAAAUAUAUUCUAAUAAUAUAGAAAAUAAGAAUAUAAAAAAUGAUUUCUAUAAAAAUGUGGAAAAUAAAAAUGAAGUCAUAGAAACAAAUAAUGAAAUAAAUGAAAAUAUGAAAAUAUUCAUAAAUAAUAUAAAAAAUAAUAUUGAAAAUGAGGAUUUUACAAAGAAAUGUUAUGAUGAAAAAAAGUUAUCUCCAUUAUAUAAAAACAAAUUAGAAAAUUUAAAUGAAUCUUUUAAUGGAAUAAAAGAGCAAAAUUUUAGCUCAGUUGAUGAAUUAAUGAAAGAUAUAAAACUUUUUAAUAAUUCUAUGCAGUCAAUAUCCUCAACAAAUAAUAUGUCAUUUCAUAAAAAUUUAUCAAAAAUGUAUUCUGGAUUAGCUUCUAGUAAAAAUUUAGAAUCUCUUAAUAAUCUUUAUAAAGAUUCCCUUUGUAAUAACAUAGAUAAAGAAAAUUCUAAAAAAUGUUCCUUACAAAAUGAAUUAAAAGAAAAUGAGGAAAAAGGUAUUUCAAAUGAGUCUAUUGAAAGGAAUUCCUUAAAAAAUUUUAAUACAACUAUGAAUUAUCUGAGCAAAGAAUUUCUAUAUGAUCUAUCAAAAAGUAAAUGUAAUUCUAAUGAAAUGGAUGAAUUAUGUGAAAUAGACAUAGAAAAAAAAAAAAAUAUAAAAGAUAAUGAAGUAAACAAAGUAAAAUUAAAUAUAAAUGAAAUAAGCCCAUUAAAUUUAAAAAGAAGUGAAGUAAAUAAUAUUUCUUCUAACCAAUGGGAUAAGAUGAAGAAGAGUUUUUGUGAUAUUGAAAAUAAUUUAAUAGAUUUAAAUAAGUUAAAGCUAGAAAACUGUGAAAAAAAUAUACAUAAAACUGGUAAUGAAGAUAUUUUAAUAAAAGAAAAAUCUCCUAAUUUAAAUUAUAUGAAUAGUGAUUUUUCAAAUUUAAAUUAUGUUAAUAGCGAGUUUCCAAGCUUAGAUUAUACAGAAGUUGAUUCACAAAAAUUAGAAAUAGCAAAAAAUAACUCACCUAAUUUUAAUUAUGCAAAAAAUAACUCACCUAAUUUGAAUUAUGCAAAAAUUGAUUCACCUAAUUUUAAUUAUGCAAAAAUUGAUUCACCUAAUUUGAAUUAUGCAAAAAUUGAUUCACCUAAUUUGAAUUAUUUGAGUAAUGAUUCACCUAAGUUUAAUUUUUCAAAAAAUAAUUCACUAAAUUUUAAUUAUAUAAAUAAUGAUUUACAAACUAAUUUAGAUUUAGCAAAAAUUAGUACUCCAGUUUUACAGUCAACGAAUAACAAGACACCAAAUUUAAAUUUCACAAAAAUUGAUUCUCCUAGUUUAAAUUUUUCAAAAAAUGAUUUAUCAUAUUUAAAGAUGCCAAAAAAUGAGUUAUCAAAAAUUGAAUCAGGUAAAUUGGGGGGUAAUGUAAAAAUGAAAUCUCCGAAGAGUAUUAACAAAAUAUGCAAUAAAGCAGUAAUAGGUUCUCCUAAAGGAAUAAAAAUAAAAAGCAAAGUUAAUGAAAGUGUAAAAACACCAAAAAUGAUGAAAAGAAAUAGUGAUAAUAACACAAUAAAAAUAGACAAUAAAAUAAAUGCUAAUACAGCGAAUAAUAUUUCUCAUACACAAAAUAUUACGAAUAUUUCUAAUAAUAUAAAUGCAUAUGGGAAAAUAAAACAGAAUGAGAAAAAUGCUUUAGGUGAAAAGGAUAUAACUUAUAAUAUGAAUGUUGUAAUAAGGUGUAGACCAAUGAGUGUAACUGAGAAAAAUGAUGGUGCAAAGAAUGUAAUAAAAAUUUUAGACAACAAGAUGGUAGUGUUACUAGAUCCAUCAGAUAAUUCUGAUAAUGUAUUGAGACAAAAUAGAAGUAGAGAGAAAAAAUAUGUUUUUGAUUAUGCAUUUGAUGAAAAUAGUUCUCAAGAAGAUGUAUAUAAUAAUAGUGUAAAAUGUUUAAUUGAUGCUGUAAUUAAAGGAUAUAAUUCUACUGUUUUUGCUUAUGGUGCAACAGGUGCUGGAAAAACUCAUACUAUUAUUGGAUAUAAAAAUGAGCCAGGAAUUAUGAUGAUGAUAUUAAAAGAUUUAUUUGAGAAAAUAAAAAGUUUAGAAGUGAUGAAUGAAUAUAAAGUAAAAUGUUCUUUUAUUGAAAUAUAUAAUGAAAAUAUAUGUGAUUUAUUGAAUCCAUCUAGUGAAUACUUAGAUUUAAGAGAAGAUCCAAUAAAAGGAGUUACCGUUUCUAACAUUUUUGAAGUGUGUACAACAUCAGUCGAAGAAAUAAUGGAGCUUAUUCAUACGGGAAAUAGGAAUAGAACACAAGAACCAACAGAUGCCAAUAAAACAAGUUCAAGAAGUCAUGGGGUAUUACAAGUAAUAGUAGAAGAAACAGAAAAAGGGCAAGGCAUUUAUCAACAGACAAAAAGAGGCAAGUUAUGUGUUAUUGAUUUAGCUGGGAGUGAAAGAGCUAGCCAAACUAAUAAUAAGGGAAUGAGAAUGUUAGAGGGAGCAAAUAUUAAUAGAUCCUUAUUAGCUUUAGGUAAUGUAAUAAAUGCAUUGGUAUUAAGAAGUAAGGGAACAAGUAAAUCGAAUUUCAUUCCAUUUCGUGAUAGCAAAUUAACUAGAUUGUUAAAAGAUUCAUUAGGAGGAAACUGCAAAACUGUUAUGAUAGCUAAUAUUAGCCCAUCUCAUUUGUCAUAUGAAGAUACUCAUAAUACUUUAAAAUAUGCAAAUAGAGCAAAAAAUAUAAAAAAUAUUGUAACAUCUAAUUCAAUUGUUGUUAAACAUCAUCUUACCAUGUAUAUUGAUGUUAUUGAAAAAUUAAAAAAUGAAAUAGAGUUUUUAAAAGAACAAUUAAAUGAAAAAGAAAAAAUGAAUGAAUAUAUGAGUACUAAUUCUACAAAUUAUGAUUAUUAUGAUCAAAUAAAGGAUUAUGAUAAAAAUUAUUCUAAAGAAGAAUUAAUAAAUAUUAUAUGUAAUUUAAAAAAGGAAAAUCAGAAAUUAAAAUUAUGUGACCAUAAUGAUAAUAAUAAUAAUAAUAAUGGUAAUCACAAAUUAUGUGAUGAUAACUAUAAUGAAUAUUCUUUAGAUGACAUUUCUAGAUAUAAAGAAGAAAUGACUAAUUUAAAAUUAAUGAAUGAAAAAUUAUUUAUGGAUAAUAAAAAUUUUCAAGUAAAAUUACAAGAAUAUUUACAAAUUUCUCAAAAUUUAAAAUCAUUAAAUGAAGAAUAUAAAAAACAAAUUGAUGGAUUUAAAAUUAUGAUUUACAACCAUGAUAUUAAUCACAUUCAGAUAAAAAAAAAAUUAGACGAUUUAAAAAAAAAAUAUGCUCAAUUAAAGGAAAAUACUGAUGAUAAAGAAAAUGAUGAUAUUUUUGAAAAAUGGAAAAAUGAAUUGACAAAACUUUUAAACGAAAGAAAAAAAAUUAAAAUGAUUAUUUUAGAUAUAGAGAGAAAACUAAUUGAAAAUAAUGAAAUGAGCUUAAAAAAAAUUUCAGAUGAUGAUAUAAAAAUAUUGCAAGAAAAUAAGGAUAAGUUGGAUUAUCAGUUGAGAAAUAAUAUUUCUCAAACAAAUAAUUUAAUUAAAGAAUUACCAAUUAAAAUAAAAGAUGAAAAAAUGAAAAAUUUUUUAUAUUUAUUUUAUACUAAUAAAGUAUUAUUACAAGAAAAAGAAGAACUACAAGAGUUUUUUGAAUUAUCAUCAACUAUAAUUGGUCAAAAAGAAAGACAAAUUGAGGAUUUGAAAGAUCAACUUAAAAUGAUAGAUGUUUCUGCUAUAUCAAAAAAAUAA
Plasmodium gallinaceum is the source of this 4149-nucleotide messenger RNA. RefSeq names its product kinesin-8, putative. The coding region runs from base 1 to 4149 and encodes 1382 amino acids. NCBI's taxonomy places the organism in Eukaryota, Apicomplexa, Aconoidasida, Haemosporida, Plasmodiidae. Gene Ontology annotation, biological process: microtubule-based movement; mitotic spindle organization. The record is from RefSeq and is a predicted model, not a curated record. Gene Ontology annotation, molecular function: microtubule motor activity; microtubule binding; ATP binding. The transcript is spliced from 5 exons.